AUGAUUAAAGUAAUUUUUUAGAAAUAACUAAUUAAUAUUGGACGUUAAUUACAGGGUAAUUCUGGUAAUUAACUAUUAUCCAGUAGCUUACUUUGUUAAGUUUUUCACAAAUCAAAGGUGCUAAUAUGAGGCCAAAGGUUUUAAUGAUAGCUAUAUAGUUUAGCCUUUGAAAAUGGACUAUGACAAGGUUUUAAUGAUGAAGUACUGUAAGCUAUGUGGUUUGUUAACCAAUGAACCCUCAAAAUGCUAGAUUGAGAUGUGA
Paramecium primaurelia is the source of this 262-nucleotide messenger RNA. Lineage: Eukaryota; Ciliophora; Oligohymenophorea; Peniculida; Parameciidae. The record is from the annotation of a GenBank genome assembly.